CUGUAGAAGAGCACCCACGAUUGAACAGCCGACGAUAUGCGUGAAAUACAUAAACUCGCCGUGCUCCUCCAGACUCUGACUUCCACAUGACCGGAAGUUGGUAGGGAUGGCUGCACGCAAGCCGGUCGCAAUCGUCGUUGGGGCAAGUAGGGGUAUUGGAAGACAAGUCGCGAUCGACUUGGCCAAGAAUGGCUAUAUUGUCAUAGUUGGGGCGAAGACGACAUCGGACGCCACCAAGUGUAUACCGUUUCCGCCGGACCCGAACUCCCAAGCCAGCACUAUCAACACGGUCGCCCGGGAGAUAACAGAGGCCAACGGGGAAGCGCUAGCACUGCCGGUAGAUACACGGAACACCGAGAGUGUCUUUCAGAUGGUUACGUCGGUCAUGGACAAAUAUGGCAGGCUGGAUGUCCUGGUAUACAACUCCGGUGCCAUAUGGUGGGCGAGCGUGGAGAAGACACCAAUGAAGCGCUUCCGUCUGAUGCAAGAAGUUAAUGUCCACGGACUGUACGCUUCGGUGCAAGCCACGUUGCCGCACUUCUACCGCAACGGCAGCAAUGGCAAGGGACGGAUCGUGGUCAUCAGUCCGCCAAUAUACAGCAGGUUUCUUCGAGGAAAGACCGGCUACGCUAUAGGCAAAUGGGGAAUGAGUGCCCUUACUAUGGGCCUUGGUAUUGACUUUGAGCGUGAAGGCCGCGCCGAUAUGACAAUCACGAGCUUGUGGCCAGCUGCAGCAAUUGAGUCGGCGGCGACACAGAACCCGCAGACAGAUCGAUCGCAGCUUCGCAAACCAAGUAUUUUCUCGGAUGCGAUCUUGGCCAUCCUAAGGGCGCCGCCGGCGGCCGUCAAUGGCAAGUGUUUACUCGAUGAAGACCUUCUGCGCGAGCAUGAAGGCAUGACCGACUUUACAAAGUACGCUCUGGUUGCUGGAUCGACUCCCCGGCGGAUUAUGCCGGCUCAGUUUCCUGAUCUAUCUGUUACUGAACAAGGCGACGAGGGGACUAGGAUGGACAGCACCCUUUUGCGGACAGCCAAGCUGUAAGUUCGCAUCGCUACCAAGCCUGCCAAUUGAUAAUGGCAAUGGCAGUCCGUUCAGUCUUUCACGGAUGAUGAUCGUCAAUUCCUGCAUUUCUGCGUGGCGUGAUUGGUACGUUCCAGACGCGCAAUAACACACGCCUCCCUGCCAAUCACCAGGCACGCAUCAUGGCUGCGGUCUUCUACACUCCCCAUCAGCGUACUGUCCAUGGGAUACUGCUCUCUUAUGAUUAAUCGCUGAUUUACGAGUCCAACUGUUCCACUCGCUCGAUUUCGGCUGUUGCGUGGCUGCCUGAAGCAAUUCGAGUCUGCGUGGGAGAGUUAUUGUUCGGUUUGUGCACGCUGGCGAUCUCCGU
Baudoinia panamericana UAMH 10762 is the source of this 1391-nucleotide messenger RNA. RefSeq lists its product as uncharacterized. NCBI's taxonomy places the organism in Eukaryota, Fungi, Ascomycota, Dothideomycetes, Mycosphaerellales, Teratosphaeriaceae. Bases 107 to 1042 code for a protein of 311 amino acids. The record is from RefSeq and is a predicted model, not a curated record. Gene Ontology annotation, molecular function: oxidoreductase activity. The transcript has 5 exons.